Molecule: messenger RNA, 630 nt
Organism: Saccostrea cuccullata (small rock oyster)
Lineage: Eukaryota; Metazoa; Mollusca; Bivalvia; Ostreida; Ostreidae
Exons: 1
Coding region: 1-630 (209 amino acids)
Biological process (GO): DNA integration; DNA transposition
Molecular function (GO): DNA binding
Source: RefSeq, a predicted model, not a curated record
AUGGGGCGAAAAGGGAAAGAAUUAAGCAACCAGGUAAAAGAAAUCGCUUGGAAAUUAUUACAAGAAGGAAAAACUAUCAGUUACGUGUCAGAAACAUUAGAUGUGUCCAGGACUACAAUCGCCAGUUUUAAGAAGCGUGUAGAGCGCCGAGGUUUCAUAGAAAACAUCCCGAGACGAGGCAGGAAACCUGUCGUGACAGCCCGAGACUAUCGGAAGCUAGAAAGGCUCGUAAAAACCCACAGAAGAGAGAGUUUACAGGAUAUAACGGACAAAUUCAAUGAAAAUAAAGAACGGCCAAUAUCUAAACGAACUGUACAAUUACAUCUGCAUAAACAUGGAUUCGUGAGACGGGUUGCAAAGAAAAAGCUGGUAAUUCGAGAGGUAAAUAGGAGAAAGCGUUUAUCUUGGUGUCGUGAAAAGAGAAAAGUCACUGUUGACAACUUUUGGAGAAAAGUUAUAUUCUCAGAUAAAUCUAAGAUUGUUGUGGGACAAGACUCGCGUGUGUAUAUUUGGAGAAAACGAGGAGAAGGUUGGAGGCCGGAUUUGGUAAGGGGCGUGCAAAACAAAACCAUGUUACCAAGUUAUGAUCUGGGGAUGUAUCACCUGGCAUGGAGUCGGCACUAUUUCUGA